CUUGUGAGAGUUGGAAGAAGAGUUUAUAUUAUCUAAAAAAUGAAGCUCCUACUCGUUGUUGCUUUUAUCGCUGUAGCUGUUACCGCGGGGCUCUCGAUUCCGCUGAAUGAAUUCGAAGAUUUAGUCGACUUUCAGGACUGGGAUGAAGCAGCAGUCGACGAGGACGCCGGUGUAAGACAGCGUAGAGUCACCUGCGAUCUCCUCAGUUUCGGCGGCGUCGUCGGCGAUUCAGCGUGCGCAGCCAACUGUUUGAGUAUGGGCAAAGCUGGAGGCAGUUGCAAUGGUGGCAUUUGCGAAUGUCGCAAGACCACUUUCAAGGAGCUCUGGGACCAGCGUUUUGGUUAGAGUCGAGUUGAAAAUCUCAGCCGCAUUACUUGUGUGAUGGAAAGUUUUAUUUGUACAUAGAUUUCACAAAAUGUAAAUACCGUAAAUUUGAAUAAAUUAUUGGAUUAUUUGUAAAGAA
Nasonia vitripennis (jewel wasp) is the source of this 463-nucleotide messenger RNA. RefSeq names its product antimicrobial peptide defensin 1-1 (gene Def1-1). NCBI's taxonomy places the organism in Eukaryota, Metazoa, Arthropoda, Insecta, Hymenoptera, Pteromalidae. The coding region runs from base 40 to 345 and encodes 101 amino acids. The record is from RefSeq and is marked validated. The transcript is spliced from 3 exons. Gene Ontology annotation, biological process: humoral immune response; defense response to bacterium.